Messenger RNA from Podarcis raffonei (Aeolian wall lizard), 5348 nucleotides. It is a transcript of the gene PROM1, whose product is annotated as prominin 1. NCBI's taxonomy places the organism in Eukaryota, Metazoa, Chordata, Lepidosauria, Squamata, Lacertidae. The record is from RefSeq and is a predicted model, not a curated record. Gene Ontology annotation, cellular component: apical plasma membrane; cell surface; cilium. The transcript is spliced from 30 exons. The coding region runs from base 451 to 3078 and encodes 875 amino acids. Gene Ontology annotation, molecular function: cholesterol binding.
AGGGGCGGGAUCGCGCUCAGGCGAGCGCGCGAGCGCGCGGAGGGGAAGGGAGGCCCCGGAGGCGAGCAGAUGCCGCGCGCAGGGGGCGGAGAAGCUGCAGCAGCAGCAGCAGCGCGGGCGCGGCAAGAGCGAGUUUUUUACGCGGCUGGAGCCUCGCUCGCGGCGAAGGGGCGGGUGCCUGCGACCCGGGUUUAUCUUUGCGCUUGGGAAAAGAAAGUACACAUUUAAUGGCUCAAAAACCUUAUUAUCCAAGUAACUGGAGAGGUUGGAGAUGGAGCCCUAACUGAAUCCUGUGAAGAGCUGCCACAAAAAAGCUUUCGGAAGCAAGUGCACAUUCUGGAUUGAGGAAACAGCCGAGGAAAGACUCCUGUUUUGCUUGACGGAUCUGUGCAGAAUAUUUGAGCCCCGCUCCCCCCAACUUCUACCUCAUUUUAUGCAUUUUGGUCAGUCAUGGCUGGGGAACUGUGUCUACUGCUCCUGUUACUGUUUUGUGGAAGAACGAUUUCCGAAGUGCAGCCUUUAUACCAACCGCCUUCUGAAACUCUGGAUUUUGGGUUUGUUCCUGCAAAGACUUACGACACCGCAGCGUACCACGAACCUGGAGCAAUAGGGAUUUUGUUUCGAUUAGUCCACACUUUCCUCUAUUUAGUGCAACCAAAUUAUUUUCCUCAAGAUCUUAUAAAAAAACUAGCACAGCAGUCGUUUGGCAAAAACCCUGGUGAUUAUCAAAAGCCAGAAAACGUUGUCCUCACCCUUCAGGCAGUUUACUAUGAGAUCGGUUUUAUAGUCUCUGCUGCUCUGGGAGUGCUGUUUGUUCUGUUGCUGCCUCUGGUGGGGCUUUGCUUCUGCAUGUGCCGUUGCUGUGAGAACUGUGGUGGGGAAAUGCACCAAAGACAGAAGAAAAAUGCGGACUGUCAGAGGGGCUGCUUUGCUACAGUACUUUUCGUUGCCGCUUUAAUCAUCAGUAUUGGUGUCCUUUUUGCUUAUGCUGCUAAUCAGCACCUCACAAGUCAAGUCAGAGGAGCAAGGAAGCUGGUGAACAGUAAUUUCAAAGACCUGAGGAUUUUCCUGAAUGAGACACCUGGGCAAAUUGACUAUUUGGUGAGUCAGUAUGACACUACCAAGAAGAAAGCACUUUCUGACCUUAAUAAUGUUGGGCCGUUGCUUGGCAGAAGAGUUCAAGAGCAGCUGGCAAAGGAGGUGCGCCCUGCGCUCGAUGGAGCCCUAACCAUGGCAGGAGCUAUUCGAGAAACAAAGGAGGCUCUGGAGAACGUGAGCGUGUCUGUGGAGGUCUUGCAGGAGGGCACUGAGAGGCUGCAUGCCAACCUGACAGAUGUUAAAGAGCACCUGAUCAACACACUCGGGGAUUCGGCUUGCACAGCCGCCCAGGCAGCAUCCACUUGCAACGUCAUCAGGAAUUCCUUAGAUCAGCUAAACAUCAAUGCCAACUUCAGCAAGUUGCCGGGAGUGAAUGCUCAACUUGCCAAAGUCAAUGAAGUCCUUAAAACAGACCUCUCUAGUCUGGUUCAAAAGGGUUAUGCAGCAUUUAAUGACACACCUGAUUUGGUGCUCAAUCAGACAAGGAACAUUUUAUCAGAUAUUAAAAAUGUACUGGAAGCUGUUGGUUCAAAUAUCACAAGCUUUACUAAAAUGCUUCCCAUCCACAAGAUAAUAGCAGACUUCACCCUAUAUCUUACUCAGGGUGAGACAUAUGCUCAAGAAUAUUUUCCAGUGGUGGAGCAGUAUGAUUUCUACAGGUGGCUGGGUUGCUUAAUUCUCUGCUGCAUGGUGAUAUUGAUCCUUGUGUUUUAUUACCUGGGGUUGUUAUGCGGUACCUGUGGUUAUGACAAAGAUGCCACUCCAACAACGAGAGGCUGUAUCUCAAACACUGGAGGAAACUUCCUGAUGGCUGGAGUUGGAUUCAGUUUUCUUUUCUCCUGGGUUCUGAUGCUAAUAGUAGUGGUCACUUUCAUUACGGGAGGAAAUAUGGAGAAGCUUGUUUGUGAACCAUUUGAAGACAGGAGUUUAUUCAAAGUUUUGGAUACACCAUAUUUGCUGAAUCAGCAGCUGAAAUACUAUCUUUCUGGAAUCAUUUUAAAAAAUCCAAACAUUGACUUGACAUUUGAAAAAGUUUACAGUGAUUGCAAGGAAAACAAAGGCCUUUAUACUACCCUGCGCCUGGAAAACCUUUUCAACAUCCAUGAACUUCUGAAUGUUAGCAUGUAUGCAGAAGAUGUAUCACUGAAAAUCAAGCAUAUUAAUAUAAAUCUAAGCAAUAUAGUUUUGCUUGAUGAGAGGGGAAAGGAGAAUUUGAUGAAUUUCAGUUCCUCGGGAAUAAAUGAGAUAAACUUUGCAGCAUAUCUGUCAGAGAUCAAUAAGAGUGUUACCAAAGUGGAUCUCUUGUCCUUUGCUAAUGAUUUGGAAGCACGAGCAGACCAAUUGCCUAAAGGAGCAUUAGAAAAUGCAUUAAAAGGACAUGCAAAUAGUAUUCGCGUGAUACAUAACCAACAAGUUGUUCCAUUGGAGCAGGCAAUGAAAUAUGUUAGAGCUAGGAGCACUUUAAACCAGAGCAUAAGGUUCCUGCAGAAAACAUCAUCAGAGCUUCCUGGGAAAGUCAGAAGUGUGAUCACUGCUGUUAAUAGUGCACAACUUCUUAUAAACAACAAUGCUUCGUUCGUUAUUGUUCAGGAAACUAAAAAGUAUAUGGAUACUAUAAUCGGUUACUUUGAGCAGUACGCUGAAUGGGUGAAAGAAUCGAUUGCUAUGGAAGUGGCACCUUGUAAGCCCAUUGCCAAUGUGGUUGAUACUGCUAUAGAUAUAUUUCUAUGCAGCUAUAUAACAGAUUCUGUGAAUGCCUUCUGGUUUGGUUUGGGUGGCUGUUCAGUAUUUCUAAUCCCUGCCAUCAUUUGUGCUGUGAAACUAGCCAAAUUCUACCGCCGGAUGGAUACAGAAGAUGUUUACGAUGAUGUUGAAACUAUGCCCAUGAAAAAUUUGGAAAAUGGUAAUAAUGGUUAUCAUAAAGAGCAUUUAUAUGGUAUACACAAUCCAAUUCUGACAAGCUCUGUGGAACAGUGGUAGUGCAUACAGGAAAUGUGAUGGCCCCGGGAAAUAAUCCUGCAAGUAGCUCCUCUGGGAAGCACCUUUCGCAUCAAUGCUGAAUUCCGAGUUCUGAGCCAUCUUGUCUGGGGCCUGUCUAGUAAACUAAUGUUGAAUGGAAAGAGAACUGUGCAAUCGUAUGCCAUGAAAUGCCAAGCCACACGGCAUCUAUUUGUGUGUGUGUGUGUGUGGAUUACCAUUAACACAUGGAAUUAGUGGCUUCCAUUCUUGUUUUCUAAUACCAUUUUUCCACUGGAGUUUCUGUCUCUCGUCACAUAAUAUAUUUAUUUAUUGUAAACAGACUGGUCUCUGGUUUAUAUUCGUUUCUGUGGGCUGUUGUUUUUCUUCGGAUUCACUGCCCAGUCAAAAUUAACUCGGUUCUUGUUAUCAUGUCCAGAGAUGUUAAUACCAUGUAUAAAAUAUGUGUUUACAUGAAGAAUACAACCUGUGUACAGACACUUUUUUGUAUCUGUGUUUUUUACAGCUGUAUUGCAGCAGAUUUUUUAAUACUUUUUGUUAUACUUCACAAGCGACCUGUUCAGCAUGACCAGUGUUUCCUUGGUGCUGUUGGGUGGCUGCAUUUGACUGUGAAACGUAUGGAAACCUGCAGUAUAUUUUGUGUCGUCUUCAGAAAAGUGAAUGCAAUUUGGCAGAUUAUUCUUCCCUAUUUCUGAAUUACCAAUUAACGUAUGGUGUCAUUAUGACCAGAAGGAUAUUGUUUUCUUGCAAGCGGUUAGCUUUAAAAAAACAACCCCCCCCCAAAACCCCAAAUUCGGCAGAAAUGUGCAACGGGAAGAUACUACAAUUUUUUCUUUGUGACCUGAAUAGUCAUAGCAAGGAGUAAGGAAAGUCAGACCUUCAGCAAAUUUCCUAGAGGGCGUGUGUGAUGGAUGCCAAACUGCACACUUAUUGGCCUAUGCUGCUGUAACACAGGCUUCCUCAGCCUCGGCCCUCCAGAUGUUUUGAGACUACAAUUCCCAUCAUCCCUGACUGCUGGUCCUGCUAGCUAGGGAUCAUGGGAGUUGUAGGCCAAAAGCAUCUGGAGGGCCGAGGUUGAGGAAGCCUGCUGUAACACCUAAAUGUAGCAUAUGUGCGCACAUCCCUAGCUAUGCAUGCCUAAUAGGCAUAAUCUUAUUUUUGUACACACUUUUUUGAGAGAGAAAGCUUGUACUGAGCAUAUAUGCAUAGGGAUGGCACACUUAUUGACCUCAUGUAGAUGUUACAGUGGUGUGGAGAUGAAAUGGCUGUGGGGCAUAAUCCCGCUUUGCAGUUGCUUCACCCAAUUUGCCAAAGGUGUGACUAGGCCUAAAGUUAAUACACUAUGGCCCUGAUGAGGUGUUCAUAGGUUUAACUUGUAAACGGUGUUAUAUAUAUAAUAAAGAAUUGGCUAUAUUUUGUUAAAUAGGUGUAAAGUGUUGAGAAUAUAUAUGAAAGCUGUUGCACCCCACUGUCCUUUUACUUACGUGUAAAAGUUGUGAAUAGGAUUGAUCUGCACAGAAAAGCUGCCAAGAGCUAUCUAUCUGAUGAUAACUAAAAGCUAUGUGAGGAAAUAUGGGCUGUUGGGGGCAUGGCUUUUAUGCCAAUAAAUUGGAGAGGGCUUUUUAUCUUUUAAGGCAGUGAUAGCCAAACUUGGCCCUCCAGCUGUUUUUGGACUACAACUCCCAUCAUCCCUAGCUAACAGGACCAGUGGUCAGGGAUGAUGGGAAUUGGAGUCCCAAAACAGCUGGAGGGCCAAGUUUGGCCAUCACUGUUUUGAGGCAACAGUCAGCACUGGGGAAUAUGGUGGGUCUUCUAAAGUUACACAUGACUUGCUGAUUUUAUUAGAUGGUCUCCAUUCAUUUGGAAACCCUUUUGGUAGAAUUUCUUGUAAAGAUAAUUUCUGGCAAUCUUAGAAUUGCUUAAUUGCAUGAUGAUGGCACAUUGUUUGCCCAGUCUGCACACUUGGGACUAAAUGCAUUAUUGUGCUGUGCCUCGUGCAGAAUUGGUGCCUUUUCCCCCAUAUCUCAGUGGUGGGAAAAUGACGCACAUGAAGCAGCCCUCAGACUGAAUGGGAAUUGGUAUUAUAUAGGGAAUAAAUUAAGUUUUUCACUAGGGAAACUGAUUAUUUCUACUAGGCAAUGAGUAGAAUGCUGUACUUAAAGUAUGUAAGUAUUAUAUCUCAAUAUCUGACAUUCCAAGUUGUAGAUUUUAAUAAGUUCCUAUUUUUAAUUUGAUAAUGUCCUCAAAUCAUUUAAAUAAAAUACCUUGAUUAA